AUGGAUGAAGGUUCGAAAGGUUUAUUUUUUAAAGGAGAGGCUGCUAGGAAAAUUGUUAAAGGUUUAAGAGAGCGAGCCGAGAAUAAUGGUCCUCUUUCUCCAAAUGAAUUUGAGUCCUUUAUAGACUCUUAUGAAAAUCCUCAGACUGUUUAUUAUUGUAAAUCUUGUGGAGAAAAAAAGAAAAAUGAAGGUACUCCGUUACCAGGAAGUGCGGUUGGCGGUUAUUGUCAAGUUUGCAGUAACAGCAGGGGAGGAGAUGAAAAAUCCGAUGACACCUUAAGGAAUUUAAAAGAGAAAGAGUGUCCAAAGUGUGGUUAUCAUCGCACUGAUGGAAGAUGCCCUGAUUGUGGUAGAAGCAAUGUUAUCAUAAAUCCUGAGACAGGGUUAUGUAAUUCUUGCGGAAUGAAGCAUUUUCGCUUAAUGAUUCAGCAAAUGAUUAAAGAAGAAGGAUUAAAAGAGGGACAAAUAGAGAAUUUUGGUAGUGGGAAUAAUCGGUUUAGUUAUAUGAAAGAAGAAAAGAAAAUAAUGCAAGAAAUCACUAUCCCCUCCGCUCAAAUCCUCUCGGUAGAAAAACUCCCUGACAAAAAACUCCGUAAAUACACUUUCUUUAAUACUCAAACUGGAAUAAAAGACUUUUUUUACAGCGAUAAAAAAGUAAAUCAUAUCCCUGAGAUAGCAGGUGAAUUAGACUUAUCAGUGAACGAAAACCAUCAAGAAAAGUUUUUUCAAAACUUUGCUCAGAAUAUCCAAAAGUUUGAAAUACCUGAACUAAUCAAGUUUGAAAAGCCUUUGGAGGAAGAAGUUAUAAGAACUAAACCUAAAAAAACUAUCACUAAACUCGCUCCUUGGCAAAUAAGGAAAUUACGGGAAAAAAGUUUCUCCUGA
Molecule: messenger RNA, 885 nt
Organism: Ambispora leptoticha
Lineage: Eukaryota; Fungi; Glomeromycota; Glomeromycetes; Archaeosporales; Ambisporaceae
Source: the annotation of a GenBank genome assembly